Molecule: messenger RNA, 1724 nt
Organism: Elgaria multicarinata webbii
Lineage: Eukaryota; Metazoa; Chordata; Lepidosauria; Squamata; Anguidae
Gene: SDF2L1
Product: stromal cell derived factor 2 like 1
Exons: 4
Coding region: 1-1071 (356 amino acids)
Source: RefSeq, a predicted model, not a curated record
AUGUACGCGUCUUCCAGUGGUCCCACUACAGAAACAGCAGCCCCUUGUGAGAACACACCACUGGACUCUGAGCAUCAAACUAAAAGGGUAAUAGACAAAUCCCGCCCCGCCAAAUCCUUCCUUAUCACUCGGUCUUUUCCUAUUUCCCUCGGGCCCCGCCCCUUUCUCAGAAGGGAGGGCAGGAGGGCGCGUGCCGCCACGCCGCCGCAUCCCAUUGGCUGCCUGGCCGUGCACCGGGAGCCAAUGAGCUUCACCGUCGUCGCCUUCACGGCCUGGGCGAGCUCGUGGGCGGCGCUGGCAGCCGCUGAUUGGCCCGUGCCAGCGCCGGUGGCGGAAGCGCUUUCUGAGGCGAUUGUUUCUGAGGCGAAGGGGCGCGCGAUGCGGCGGCGGGGGGCUGUCGGCGGCGGUUUCCCGCUCUCGGCUCUGCCUCGCCGGUUCCCUUCGCUGCGGCUGCUGCUGCCCCUCCUCCUCCUGUGCGGUUGGUGCCCGGCGAGGCAAGCCGAGGCGGGCGCUGUCACUUGCGGCUCGGUGCUGAAGCUGCUCAACACCCGGCACAACGUGCGGCUCCACUCGCACGAGGUCAAGUACGGAUCCGGAAGCGGUCAGCAGUCAGUGACGGGAGUUGACAUUUCAGAUGAUGCUAACAGUUACUGGCGAAUCAGAGGCAAAACUGAUGGGUCCUGCCAGCGAGGAGUGCCAGUAAAGUGUGGGCAAGCAGUACGCCUUACCCAUGUUAAUACAGGGAAAAAUCUGCACACCCACCACUUCCCAUCACCACUCUCCAAUAACCAGGAAGUAAGCGCAUUUGGUGAUGAUGGAGAAGGAGACGACUUAGAUGUGUGGACAGUGCAGUGUAGUGGGAAACACUGGGACCGGGAUGAUGCAGUACGCUUCAAGCACAUAGGAACAGAUGCAUUCCUUUCAGUAACUGGCGAACAGUAUGGUCACCCAAUCAAGGGCCAACAGGAAGUCCAUGGCAUGCAUUCUCCUAAUCACCAUAACUACUGGAAAGCAAUGGAAGGUGUUUUCAUUAAGCCCAGCGUGGACUCUACAAAGCAUGAUGAGCUCUGACUGUGUGAGGGAAUUCUUAUGGAGAAUCUCUCCACCAAGGCAUAGGAGCCCUUCUGUAAAUAUCCUGAGUCGCCAACAUCUUAAAGGCACUGGAAUACUCGUGGAGGGCAAUGUUUUUAUGAGGAACUGCGCUCCUGGUGAAUUCAGAGUGACAAGAAGUUAAAUUGGUUGUUUGGCUCCCAUCCGUUUUCAGAAGCCAUUUCCUUUUCUUAUCUAAUUCGUUUCAUCUUGUUUCCCUUAACUAAGAAAAAAUGGUGAAUUGUUGUGUAAACAAUCUAAUCCAAAGUGCAAUAAAACUAAAAUAUUGUAGUUCUUUGUAAUUCUUUAAGAAAACUCAUGAAAAAUGUUUGUCUUGAAACCUUGUUUUUAUCGAGAGGGUUCUUUAGUGAAGAAAAAUUGGGGGCUUUGUAGAGAAAACAUCAACAGUAUCUGCAGUUCAGACUUGAUUCCUUUUAGUGCCUGCUGUGUAUAAAUAUUUGAUGUUAGAGUUGUUUGUAUCCCAUGGGAAAGAUGUAGGUUAAGUAUUUUGGACUAAAGAGAAUUUAUUUUGAAGUAGUUACAUUUCAGUGGUGGGGAAGAUUUGCUACAUUCUAAGAGCUACUCUGGAAAAAUAAGUAUGAUCUUAUAAAGUUCAUUAAAUACACUUCUUUGUA